Molecule: messenger RNA, 850 nt
Organism: Opisthorchis viverrini
Lineage: Eukaryota; Metazoa; Platyhelminthes; Trematoda; Opisthorchiida; Opisthorchiidae
Exons: 3
Coding region: 17-850 (277 amino acids)
Cellular component (GO): lysosome
Molecular function (GO): cysteine-type endopeptidase activity
Source: RefSeq, a predicted model, not a curated record
GGAAUAUUUAGUAAACAUGCUACCGUCGUUCGUACUAUACGGUCUGCUGUUUUUUGUCUACAGCUUCCAAGGCACACACUGCGAACAACUGGAAAGCGUGGGAGUGCGAGAAUAUGUACAUCCGACUGCAUUCGGGGCAGUGGAAGCCAUGAGCGAUCGGCUAUGCAUUCAUUCAAAUGGUGCCUUCAAUAAAAGCCUCAGUGCGGUUGACCUGCUUUCAUGUUGUGAAGACUGUGGAUAUGGUUGUGAUGGGGGUAUCCCUUCCAGGGCUUGGGACUUCUGGAAGACGGAUGGCAUCGUCACAGGUGGUUCAAAGGAGGAACCCGGUGGAUGCCGGUCUUAUCCAUUUUCUAAAUGUGAACAUCAUGGUCGGGGGCACUAUCCGCCAUGUCCACGUGACCUCUACCCCACACCGGGAUGCGUCAAACAUUGUGAUACGCCAAAAAUAGAUUACACGAUGGACAAAACGAGAGAUGUCUACUUGAAGCUUUCAACCAUUUAUCUUUCAGCAAAUGCAUCCUACAACAUCCACGAAUCCGAAACAUCAAUCAAGAAGGAGAUCAUGCUCAAUGGUCCGGUUGAGGCUGCGUUUGACGUAUACGAAGACUUUACUCAGUACCAAUCUGGUAUAUAUUUUCACGCUUGGGGUGAGCUCGUCGGCGGACAUGCAAUUCGUAUUUUGGGUUGGGGAGAGCAAAAUGGUGUUCCCUAUUGGUUGAUCGCAAACUCUUGGAAUGAGGACUGGGGUGAGAAAGGAUAUCUGAGGCUCCUCCGAGGAUACAAUGAGUGUGGAAUCGAAGAAGAAGCAACGGCCGGCCUACCGGAUCUUUCCACUAUUCCACAUUUUUGA